AACUACACGCCCACCCCUCACCCCUUGAUCGAUCACACAUCAAACCCCUCCACACGCUCGCCCGCGCGCGCCACGGACGCAGCAAUGGCCGCCCUCACCGCCUCCAUCGCCACCUCCAGCGCCUUCGCCGCGAAGCCGCGCCUGGCCCGCCCGCCGGCGCGCCUCUCCGUCUCCUGCUCCGCGUCCAGCGGCGACAACAACACCCCCUCGCUCUCCGCCUCCAUCAAGACCUUCUCGGCCGCGCUGGCGCUCUCGUCCGUGCUCCUCUCCUCCGCCGCCACCUCCCCGCCGCCGGCGGCCGCCGACAUCGCCGGCCUGACCCCGUGCAAGGAGUCCAAGGCGUUCGCCAAGCGGGAGAAGCAGUCGGUGAAGAAGCUCAACUCGUCGCUCAAGAAGUACGCCCCCGACUCGGCCCCCGCGCUCGCCAUCCAGGCCACCAUCGAGAAGACCAAGCGCCGGUUCGAGAACUACGGCAAGUUCGGCCUGCUCUGCGGCUCCGACGGCCUGCCCCACCUCAUCGUCAGCGGCGACCAGCGGCACUGGGGCGAGUUCAUCACCCCCGGCGUGCUCUUCCUCUACAUCGCCGGCUGGAUCGGGUGGGUCGGCCGCAGCUACCUCAUCGCCGUCAGCGGCGAGAAGAAGCCCGCCAUGCGGGAGAUCAUCAUCGACGUCGAGCUCGCCGCCAGGAUCAUCCCCAGGGGCUUCAUCUGGCCCGUCGCCGCCUACCGCGAGCUCAUCAACGGCGACCUCGUCGUCGACGACGCCGACAUCGGCUACUAAGUAGCUGCCAUGCGUGCGUGGUUGGCUAGUCAGUCCCAACUCAGAUGGGCAGCGGAGGAUUGAGGGCUUGUGGUGUCGAUCUGCGUGGGCUUGGUGUAGGAGCUGAUAGGAUCAUGGAGAAAUGGAAGCUCGAUCUCUUGUAUUUAAGAAACUGAACCCAAUCUUGUAUAACUAUUGUCUUCUCUCUUCA
Molecule: messenger RNA, 970 nt
Organism: Aegilops tauschii subsp. strangulata
Lineage: Eukaryota; Viridiplantae; Streptophyta; Magnoliopsida; Poales; Poaceae
Product: photosystem I reaction center subunit III, chloroplastic
Biological process (GO): photosynthesis
Cellular component (GO): photosystem I reaction center; photosystem I; chloroplast thylakoid membrane
Source: RefSeq, a predicted model, not a curated record